CAACUAAUAGGUAAUCCGCAAGUGCUUCGUCGAACGGCCGUGCACUUGUCAUGUGGUUAAAUGUAUUUAAUUCAACCAUUUUUCCUUGUUAACAUCAUGUGACUGACCAACCGGCCUAACACAGCACCUUUUAUGACUCUAAACUAUCAAGCUCUGACUUCCUUUCCACUAAUUUCCCUCAGAAAUAACCGUAGAAGAGCUAUGGUGUCGUAUUUGGGAUCGAUAAGUCGGUCAUAAUUUUUGCAUAUUACUGCAAAUGUAUAGUGUAGUGGACAAAAUUAGUGUGUCAGUGUAAUUUACAGUUAUAUCGCGCAGUUUUUACGUGCUAGAUACAUGUCUACAUUGCGUUAUGUGCAAAUAUAGGUAGUUGUGGUAUUAUUUACUAUACUACGAUCAGUUUUUACGUAAUAUUAAUAGAGUUAACGGCUAUUUGGACGACAAGAGAAGGUGUUUACACGGUUUUCUGAUCUCAAACCAACAAUAAUGUAACACUGCGCCAUCUAUGGAUCUUCCAAGGAACUAAACAAAAAUCUAUUACGUUUCACACACUAUCAGAACAACUAUGAACUAUCACGUCUUAGCGACACCUAGUGGGAAGAAUAAAAACUAAAGUAUUACAACGAAACCUGAAAAACAGUACAAAAUAGAAAUGUCACUAGCGCCAUCUAUCGAUAAAGUUAUGAACUACGUGAAACGUAUUCGAAGAUGGUUCUAGUUUUAGCGGAAUAAGGAGUAAAUUGUGGAGGGCCAUCUAGCGGUGAAUAGGCGUACUAGAAUGAUACUAACGCCAUCUAUCGACCGUACGGCGCGAUGCCUCGAGUGAAGUAUGCGACCGUGUUGCGGAUUUUGGUCAUUUUCGGUCUCUUCUGCGUUUGGGUACAGAUUUUGCUGUCGGCGUCCGAAAAUGGAUUGGACAGAGAUGGAGAAGAGCUGAUGAAUGCGAAUGAGACCUCGGAGCAGGUCCUGGCGCUGGUGCCGCAAGAGCUGCACAAGUACCUCACUGUCCACCCCAGAAAUGUCUCCGGCAACGCUACAGACCGGGUCGGGCCCAAAAACACGUCGGAUAUUCUGCGCAUGAUUGAAAAAUAUAAUGACGAACAAACAAUAUACAAUGAGGAUAUCUACGGGCCUGUACAGAACGACACCAUCAUUAUAGCUAUACAGGUCCACACGAGACUAACAUACCUGCGACACCUGAUCGUCUCUCUCGCUCAGGCGCGAGACAUAGACAAGACUCUACUUGUGUUCUCCCACGACUACUAUGACGAAGAGAUCAACAGCUUAGUGCGGAGUAUUGACUUCACCAAGGUAAUGCAGAUAUUCUACCCGUAUUCGAUACAAACUCACCCGGACGAGUUUCCUGGUUUAGACCCAAAUGACUGCCCGAGAGACGCAAAAAUUGACUAUGCAAAGAUAAUUAAAUGCAACAACGCUCUUCACCCGGACGUGCACGGACACUACCGGGAAGCCAAGUAUACCCAGACCAAGCACCACUGGUGGUGGAAGGCUAACCGGAUAUUCAACCAGCUGCAGUGCACCAGCGGUCAUGGCGGGAUGGUGGUCUUUCUAGAAGAGGACCAUUAUGUGGCUGAAGACUUCAUCCACAUGCUAAACCUUCUUAAGAAUACAGCAGACAGAUCCUGUCCUCAAUGCGAGAUCCUAUGUCUGGGGACUUAUCUGAAGACCUACCAGUACCAUACUACUAGUGACAAGCAAAGGAAGAAACACCUCACGCUAAGCUACAUCCAGCAAGUGCGGGCGGCGAGUGAGGAACGCCGCAAGAAAAAACUAGACACGCAAACCUGGAACUUUCAAGUGUAUCCGAACCUCUACUCCAAUACGCAAAAGGUGGAAAUUACGCCUUGGCAUUCUAGCAUGCACAAUAUGGGUUUUGCGUUCAAUAGAACUGUUUGGAAUAAUAUAAUGGAGUUGCAAUCGCAAUUUUGCGCGUACGACGAUUACAAUUGGGAUUAUUCGCUUCUACACCUGUCUCAGAAUAGAAUGAGACAGAAUAAAUUUAAAGUUAUGCUCUGUAAAGGGCCUAGAGUGUUUCAUAUUGGAGAGUGCGGCUUCCACCACAAGAAGUCAAACUGCAACGCGUCGACAGUAAUAAGCAAGGUGCAGAAACUACUGCAGAACGCUAAAAGGUUCAUGUACCCUAGUAGGGUAACUGCCACAGUCACAAACGGUGGUGCCAAGCACAACAAGAGACUGGUCAAAGGGAAUGGUGGUUGGGGAGACGCUAGAGAUCAAGAACUGUGCACGAAUAUGACGAAGAUUGGUCGACAGCCAAGAAAGUUUAAUUAUAAAAACGGAAUGAUAAAUUCUCAAACAUUAUGAUUUCAUUCGUUGCUAGGAACAUCAUUAACACACACACACGUUGUCUUCUCACACACACACACCAGGUAUGUGUGGGAAACCUGGGGAUACUGCCCCUUAAGGUUGUCUUUUAUGCCUCUCGUAGCUACGGAAGGGUCCUUAGGCGUUGCCCCGCCUUCGCGGUUUAACCCACCGGGUGAAACCCCGUUGGCGGAGGCCCAGUGAGCCGCCUGAGUUUAGGCGCGGGCUGAUCUUCUGGGUCUUCAGGUGUCCGCUGUUUCCCUGGUCAUCAUUAACAUAAACAUGAAAUAGUUUAUGUAUGCGUCUCAUUGCUGGGCACAGGCCUCCCCUCCGUCAACAUGGGGGUGGGGAGUUGGAGGGGAGAUGGACCAUACCCCACGCUGUGCCUUCCCAAUCAGGUGAUUCAAACCUGCAGUGUCCUAGCCAAACGAAGCACUAAUUUGAAAAGUGAUUUCGACAAUGUCCCCAUGUGGAAUAAAAAAAAAACUGAAUAAAUGUCUUAAAAACAACUUAGUAGAUAAUAUACAGGGUGUUAGUGAUAUCGUAACGAAUACUGAGGGGGAUGAUUUUGCUUAUGAUUCUGAGUUGAUACCAAGUGUAAUUUUCCGUCGUAAAAUUCGUGUUUUUUCUUUAUAAAUUAUUUUAUAACACGGUAUUUAUAUUAUUUCUUUAGAUAAGUAUAUAUUAUUUAUUAUUCUUUUUUUUUGUUAUGUUGGUAUCAUUAUAUGUUUGUUUAUACCAGCCCGUGCUCCAAUGAAUAAUCUUCUUUCACCCUAAGGUUGCCUGGCAGAAAUCGCUGUUUAGCAAUAAGGCCGCCUAUUGUGCUUAUGUUUUAUUCGUAUGUUUAUGUCCUUUAUAUAUGUUCUUGUGCAAUAAAGUAUUAUUGAUUGAUGGAUUGAUUGAUUGAUUGGUUUAAAUUCUAUACUUUUGCGAUGGAAAAUACCACUGAUGUAAACACAGAAUCAUGGUCUGAAUCAUUCGUCAAAGUUUUCGUUACGAUGUCACUAACACUCUGUAUGUACAUUGAUUUGAUUGAGAAAAACACCGUGAGGAAACCCACAUUCCCGAGAAAUGCAUUUUCGGAGGUAUGUGACCUAACCUGUAUUAGGCUGGUUUUCCUUCGGCUUGGAAGGUCAGACAGGCAGUCGCUUCUGUAAAAAAAACUAGAGUAUGAAGCGUGCCUCUCCACUGAGGGUUGGUAGAUCUUGAACUACUAACCAACCAAUUUGAAAAGUUCAAGCUUUUUCAAAUUUUGUUAUUAAGUAUUAUUUUUUACCCGGUUAAAAACUGAGUUCUAAUUGUUAAACUGAUGUACUUACUUUUAUAGAUUUUUAUUUGGUUUAAUAUUAGUAUUAUUUUACUUGUCAAAGAUAUAAUUGGAUCUGUCCUAUAUCUAUAUGUAUGAAUACAUAAACACUUCAAUUCGGCGUUCCCUAAAAACACGAUAGAUGGCGUUGUUCACUUUUAACGUGAUAAUUACCUAUUUUCUCAUUGAUGUGGUUAAAAAGGCCACAUCGAAGGAAUUCAUCUAAGAAAGCAAUAUUGCAAUUUGACAUUUGCGCAUAUAAAAGUAAGUGCGCAAUGCAAAUUUCAAAUAGUAAUAUUGCUUUUUUAGAUGAAUUGCUUCGAUGUGGCCUCUUUAAGCCCCCCCAGUAUUUUAACGGGACGAUCCAAUUUUUCUUUGUCAAUUUUUAGUCAAUUUCGAUUAAGAUUUUAAUAUUGUUAUUUUUAUUUAAGUUACUGUGCAUUAUUUUCUCUCCCACUGUUAUUAAAAAAAACGAAUUACUUAUUGCGAACAUCAUGGUAUAGUAAAAGAAAAACAAGAUGGCGCUGGUUGUUUUUUCUACUUAAUUUUAAUAUUUGGAUAUUUUUCCAUAUUUUUAUAUGGUUAGGUAAAUGCACCCCGUGAAGAACGGGUGAACGCUGUGGAGAUGACGAUGAAUAUUUUUUCAUAGGUAUGUGUGCAAUGAGUAUUAACUAUUAUAUGUAUAAUAUUUAUUUAAAUAUUGUUUUUCCUGGCGACGCCAUUUUUUUUAUUUUUACUUUUAAAGUAUAAACCAUAGAGCAUGUAUAGUUUUCCCGGUUAUCUCUCAUUCAGCGCUUUCAAAUAUAUUUGAAAGAUUCCUCUCAGACGACGCCCGAUAUUUUUGGUUAAUGUAGCCUGGAAAAUCCCUCAUUGAAUCAAGCUACAACAGCUGUGUGUUACUUUCAUGCUCUAUGGUUUGUAGACUGUGUUUAGGCGAAGCCAUUCAAGAAAAAAAAACAAGGCAUGUGACUGCAUUUUUGAGGUUAGGAACUCAUUUGCAGAGGCCGCGCUAUGAUACAAGCGCGAAUUUCAAUUUACAAUAAUGAGGAUAAAAACUAGAAGCUCAAAUGUAGGUGGCAACACUGUUGAGUGUUCCUAAAUUUUGACAGUUCUCCAUACUGUCCAGCUGAAAUACGCGAUAAAUCGCUACAAAAUGUGGAGCAACGUGGAGUGUAUCCCGUCUGAAGGAUGAGUUACGAAAAAGAAAAGCAGCCAUGUGGAAAAAGGCAGUUUUGAUUGAUAAUAAGAUUUUCUAAGUUUUUUUCUUUCCGGUCUUUAGGGAAUAAAAUAAAUAUAACACUAUGAUUUUGCAGUUAAACGCCGCGCAAAGGUUUAUAGUGUAAAAAUAUAACCAAAACAAUAUGUUUGUUCACUCAAAUGGUAUGGGGAACUGUCAAAAUUUAAGAACACUCAACAGUAGCCACACCUGAUGGGAGAAAUAGGCAGUUUGUAUCAUUCUAUGCAGUUCUGGCAGUAACUGUCAUGUCAGAGCUACCGGCUAAAGGACUCAUUUCGUAGCGCGGUCUCUCGCCAUGUCUCGGACAAAAAACUUGACUUAAUUUUAGUUUUGACAGCUCUUAAUUUUUUUUUUUUUGUUUUGGUUUUCCCCGAAGGGUAAGGCAAAGGGAACUAUGCCCAUAGAGCCAUGUCUUACGUAUUUUUUUUUCUUGAUGAUUGAUGAAAUGAUGAAAGAUGAUGAUGAUGAAACCUAAGCCCCCACCCUCGGAGUAGACUCCUACUCCGAACCCCAAACGAAUUAACUCAAAAGUCCGCAUAAACUUUUGAGUUAUGAAGCGGCUUCCCGGUACGAAGCGAAAAUAGGCAGAUACACUUUGUUUAUUGAAUACUCCAAUAUAAAUAACACUCGCGAAUGUCUUCCGACUAACUUAAUGCUAUCAUUAACCACAAAACACCACUACGUAUUAAUUAUUUAGAUUACUCAAUGAAGAAAGCAACUGUCCCGUUCCCGUUUCCCGCCGAAAAGCCUGACAGCUCUUAAAUUAGUUCCGUCCUUCACUUACUAAAGGCACAAAAAGAGAUGGAGUUCGUUUUAGACCUGUCAAAUUAAGUUUGAGGUUAAGCGGGCUAGAUGUGUCAAGAUGACAGUAGUGGUGGUUACCAUGGUUACGCCCCGCCGAUUUGCUAUUAGACUACACGAACUGGGUGGUCAAAAAGGCCACAUCCAAACAAUUCAUCUAGAAAAGCAAUAUUGCAAUUUGACAUUUGCGCAUAUGAAAGUAAGUGCGCAAUGCUAACAAAUGUCAAAUGGUAAUAUUGUUUUUUUAGAUGAAUUGCUUCCCCCCUGAUCUGCAAACCAUCUAGACCGGUGGACAGGGCAAUGUAAUAACCGAUUUAGUUGUUGUCCGAAUCGACAUUGUUUUCGAAGUAUUUUUUUAGUAUUUGGCCUUGCUUUAAUUUUGAUAUUCCAAAAGUAAUUUUAGGUGAGAAAGGGGAAGAAUCUUGCGGGGAUAAUCCGCUAUUAAAUACUAUUUGAAGUAAAUGGAAGUGCAUGGAAAUGGUAAUAUGUACCUUUGUAUAUUAAAAGGACAUUAAUCUUGUGUAAAUAAAUCAAGGGACAGGGUGUAAUUGUUUUAAUUCGAAUAUUAAAUUGAAUCUAUUUUGAAAAGAAUGACGUAUUAAGUUUUCGAAUUUUGAAUUUGUUUACGUGAUUUAAAAUUAUUAAUUUUUGGCCUAAAUGCAAGUCUUUUGGGAAGUCUACCUAAUAUUUUUUUAUUCAUCAGUAUUGCCAAUUAUAAAAAAAAUCAGCAUUAUUUUUUUUUUAUUAAUGUUCGUGUUGUAAAUGUGAUUGUCAAAUUAAUAAAUGUUUAGGUAUAUAAGUAAGUAAAGUAAUAAUUAGAAAAUAUUAUAAAAAAUGACUUCAGUUCGCCUCAAAGUGUGGAUAUAUGCCUUGUGAUCAGUAUUUUAAUCUCAUUUUUAGUAAUAAUUAUGAAUAUUAUGAUUCGAAAUUCAAUUCAAUGACGCAAACUGUUAUUUUGUUUCGUAAACAAGUAAUGCCAAAAAUCGGUACCACUAAUAUAUUUUUAAUAGUAUAGCUAAGCAAUUUAAUAAAAAAAAUAAUGAAACUUUUUGAUUUAUUGUUAUUUAUAUUUUUGAUAAUGUUGAUGAUACUGACGGUCUGAUAUUAGUUUUAGGUUAGUUUAAAAUUUAGUGCUAUCUCUUUCUUACGCUAAGCGUAUGUGGUGGACGGCAGUAAUUUUAGAGCUGUCGUACAAAAAUAUUUUGUCCGUCAGAUUAUCUAUCAUUAUCUGUAUGAUUUUAUUUUUUAUUUAGUUAUUUUUUUUGUUUUCGACGCUAAUGAGGGUUGACAGUGACUUGUAUAUUUAUUACUUAUCUAUCAUAUUGUCUGGUAGAACUUUAAAAUGUAGUGUUUGAAAAUGUGUUUCUAAUCGACAUACACAAAAAUUAUUGACAGUAAUUUAGUUUUUAGUUUGACAGUUCAAAAUAUAGUGCUAUCCAUCAUCGUCGCUUUAUUGAGACAACCUAGUAAGCGCCUUUUUGAAAAAUCACAUUUUGGUGUGAUUUGUGUUAACAAAACCACGCAAUAAAAAAUAAUUUUGUUUUUUUUUUUUUAAUAGACUAGCUAGUUUCAAUCUAGGUAAACAUUUUUAAGAAAUCGAGGUUUCGUUGAUGAAAAUCGCAUCACAGUGCGAUUUUUUUAAAAGACGCUUACUUUGUUUUCGCUGUAAGAACUCCGCUGCCCAUCGGCUGGGUUAGGUUUAUCUCAGUCAUCAGUCUUCAAUCGUAUGGUACACAGAUGCGCGUGUACGAUAACGUCAAUGUGUAGCGUCAGUGUAAAACGAGGUGUUUUGUAUGAAGUGUGAGAUUGAGUGCGAGAGCGCUAUACUUGUUACUGCUAAACUAAACUUAAAUUAAAAUAAAAAAAUGACUCACUAAAAUUAAAAUGUCAACCCACAUCGCUUUGUAAUGAUGGUGCACAAAUUUUUUGUGAUAGUUUAAUAAAUAUUUUUUUAUAAAUUACAAAAAGAAAUGCCAUAAAAUUACAUACGUACGUAAAGCUAAAAAUGUAUGGAAUCAGCGCAGAAGGUGCAAAAUGUUACGCCUUAUGACCUCAUAAAUAGGCAUAACUUAAGAAUAAUAUAAAUAUUUUUUUUAUUAUUCUUAUGCUGAAAAAAAGGUAUUUUGCACAAUUAAAAAAAGUAAUUACAAUAAUAUAAGUGACUAAUAUUGUACUAAAAUAUAUUUUUAAUUGUAAAACGUUACAAUAUUACUAGUCAAAGUUUUAGAAAAUUUGAGCGCUGUUAUAUAAAAUCAAACUUAAACUUUGUGGUAAAAUUUUGUUGACUAAACUUAAACAAGCUAUAAACGCGCACUGCUAAGCACAGGCCUCCCCUCAAUCAACCGGAGGGGGUAUGGAGCAUAUUCCGCCACGCUGAGAUAAAUGGAUUCAGAGUAAUCUAUACAAAUUUUAGCGAAUAUUUUUUAUCACAAAGGAAAAAUGUACAGCUUGAGUAUUUUAAAAAAUAUAUUCUAACAACUAAAUAUUUCUUUUAAUCAUUUUUAUUAUUAGUCAGUAGAUAGGUUCAUAACAUAAUCCUUGCAAUUGUUUCCACUGCUAAUCUCUUUUUCUUAUUUUUGUCAGGCUGUACGUAAAUAUUCCAGUGCUCAAAUUUUCGAUCAGAUAUUAAGAAAAAUGCUAGAGUAUCAAACUAUGUAUAAAUACACAAUUAAGUAUUGAUAAUAAGUGUGAUAAAGAUUAAAAUGUAACUUUAUAUAACAAUAAAUAUGGAAUGGCAUAAUAAAAUUGUUUUUUU
This is a messenger RNA of Pectinophora gossypiella (pink bollworm), 8439 nucleotides long. RefSeq names its product alpha-1,6-mannosyl-glycoprotein 2-beta-N-acetylglucosaminyltransferase-like (gene Mgat2). Gene Ontology annotation, cellular component: Golgi membrane; Golgi stack. Lineage: Eukaryota; Metazoa; Arthropoda; Insecta; Lepidoptera; Gelechiidae. The transcript is spliced from 12 exons. Gene Ontology annotation, biological process: oligosaccharide biosynthetic process; protein N-linked glycosylation. Gene Ontology annotation, molecular function: alpha-1,6-mannosylglycoprotein 2-beta-N-acetylglucosaminyltransferase activity. Bases 811 to 2340 code for a protein of 509 amino acids. The record is from RefSeq and is a predicted model, not a curated record.